This is a messenger RNA of Fomitopsis serialis, 912 nucleotides long. RefSeq names its product S-adenosyl-L-methionine-dependent methyltransferase. Bases 1 to 912 code for a protein of 303 amino acids. The transcript has 5 exons. Lineage: Eukaryota; Fungi; Basidiomycota; Agaricomycetes; Polyporales; Fomitopsidaceae. Gene Ontology annotation, molecular function: S-adenosylmethionine-dependent methyltransferase activity. The record is from RefSeq and is a predicted model, not a curated record.
AUGGCGACGUUCGCGCAGAAGACGUUUGACGCGGUGCGGUACGCCGCAGCGCGUCCUACCUACCCCAAGCAGUUAUACGACUUCCUCUUCGCCCACCACGGACGCGACCCGCGCGCGCGAUGGGACACCGCGCUCGACUUGGGCUGCGGCACCGGCCAAGCGACGCUUGAGCUGACCCCCUUCAAGAAUGUCAUCGGGUCAGACCCCUCAGAGGGCAUGCUCGUGCAAGCACGCGAGGUAGUCAAGUCGCGCCCGGAGCUCGACAGGCCGGGGCGGUUCAAGUUCGUACAGAGCGCGGCGGAGGAGCUGGGCUGGCUGGAGGAAGGGAGCGUGGAUCUGAUCGUCUCCGCCCAAGCCGCGCACUGGUUCGACUGGGCCAAGCUCUGGCCCGAAGCCGCGCGCGUCCUCAAGCCCGGAGGCACCCUCGCCGCCUGGGGCUACUCGCAAUUCCGACUCCCGCAAUACCCCUCCCUCACGCCGCUCAUCCACGAGUACUGCCAAGGCACGGACCCGCUGCACUCCGUCGGGCCAUACUGGGAGCGACCGGGGCGAACCAUCGUCGACGAUCACCUGCAGGCAAUUCCAGACCCGCGCACCCUCUCCGCCGCGUCCUGGGCGGACUUUGAACGCGUCUACUUCACGCGGCCGCACCACGCGCUGCCGGAGGCGCGCCCGUCGAUCCUGCGGACGCGCACGACGUGGGCGGGCAUGCUCGCAUACUUGCAGACGUUCUCCGCGCUGCACACCAUGAAAGCGAAGGUGCCAGAGGCCGCGGACGUGGAGGUGCGGUUUUGGCGUAAGCUGAGGGAGGAGGUGGCGCGAUUGGAAGGGAAGGAUGGGGGCGAGGCGGGGGAGGGCGAGGAGGUGGAGGUGGAGUGGCCGAUGGCGGUGUUGCUUGCGAGGAGGGCGUGA